Molecule: messenger RNA, 657 nt
Organism: Vicia villosa (hairy vetch)
Lineage: Eukaryota; Viridiplantae; Streptophyta; Magnoliopsida; Fabales; Fabaceae
Product: secreted RxLR effector protein 161-like
Exons: 1
Coding region: 1-657 (218 amino acids)
Source: RefSeq, a predicted model, not a curated record
AUGAUAGGAAGUCUAUUAUAUCUCACAGCUAGUAGACCUGACAUAGUCUUUGCUGUAGGAAUAUGUGCUAGAUAUCAAGAUGAACCCAAAUUUAGUCAUAUUAAUCAGGUGAAGAGGAUUCUAAAGUACGUGAGUGGAACAAGUGACUAUGGUAUGCUCUACACUCAUGGAUCUGGAUCUGCAUUAACUGGAUACAAUGAUGCUCACUGGGCAGGGAGUACUGACGAUAGGAAGAGCACUUCAAGAGGUUGUUUCUUUAUAGGAAACAAUUUAAUAUCCUGGUUCAGUGAGAAACAAAAUUGUGUGUCUCUGUCUACGGCUGAGGCUGAAUAUAUUGCUGCAGGAAGCAGUUAUUCUCAGCUGGCCUGGAUGAAACAAAUGCUGACUGAAUAUAAUGUCAAGCAAGAUGUUAUGACAUUAUUCUGUGAUAACUUAAGUUCCAUUAAUAUAUCCAAAAAUCCUAUCCAACAUAGCAGGACCAGGCAUAUUGAUAUUCGACAUCACUUCAUAAGAGAGCAGGUUGAAGAUAAAGUUAUUACUCUAGAGCACGUAGUGACUGAGAGGCAAUUGGAUGACAUAUUUAUUAAAGCCCUUGAUGCAAAUAAAUUUAAAAAUUUGAGAGGGGAGCUUGGGCUAUGCAUUCAUGAAGAUCUAUAG